Messenger RNA from Zasmidium cellare ATCC 36951, 2244 nucleotides. RefSeq lists its product as uncharacterized. The transcript has 2 exons. The coding region runs from base 1 to 2244 and encodes 747 amino acids. Gene Ontology annotation, molecular function: ATP hydrolysis activity; ATP binding. The record is from RefSeq and is a predicted model, not a curated record. Lineage: Eukaryota; Fungi; Ascomycota; Dothideomycetes; Mycosphaerellales; Mycosphaerellaceae.
AUGCAGGCUGAGAUCCGCGAGCAGCUACCAAACGUUGACCCGGUCGUCGUGGAUUAUGUCGACGGUUAUCUGAACCACGCUGCCCGGCAGUUCAGCACCGACGAAGAUCCCCUGGCUGAGGCGGCGGCCGUCAUCUCUCAGUUGCUGCUGUCGGCGUCGGGAGAUCUGACCAGCGAAAAUGAGGUGUCAGUUCAGAACCUCGUGGAGAAGUUCGUGGAGCGUCUCACCAACGAGAAUGGGCUUGACAGCGAGCGACGCCAGCAAGCCCCCUCGGCGAAGAAACUUGACCAAACAAUUCAGGUUGGCGCCCAAAGAAACGUCUCGUCCACUCUGGGUCUCACAGCGGCCGUCGAUCUCGAGUCUGCAAAUGCCAGAAAGGUAGAAUCACGUGUCGACAAGAAGAAGCUCGAGAAGGCCGAACGAAAACUGCGGGCCAAGCAAGACAAGAAGGAGUUCAAGACUGUCGAGUAUGAAGCUUCCCGCCUGCUCGACCAGCCGGACGACCAGCUGUCAUAUGAAGAAUUCUUCAUGGCUGUCAACCCUCUCCAGUUGGGCUCCGAUUCUCAAUCGAAGAGCAAAGACAUCAAAGUGGACGGCAUCGACAUUUCCAUCGGCGGCAAACGCAUUCUGUCAGAUACCAAUCUGACGCUUGCCUAUGGCCGCAGAUAUGGUCUCGUAGGUCAGAACGGUAUUGGUAAAUCUACGCUGCUCAGAUCUCUCAGUAAGCGUGAAGUCGCAAUUCCUACUCACAUUUCCAUUCUGCACGUUGAGCAAGAAGUCACGGGAGAUGAUACGCCAGCAUUGCAGGCUGUGCUUGACGCUGAUGUAUGGCGAACACAUCUGUUGAGGGAACAAGAGAAGAUCACCAAGGAGCUAGCAGAGAUUGAAGCACAACGCUCUUCCCUGGCAGACACAUCAGGCGAUGCGGCCAAGCUCGACCAACAACGUGAAGGCCUCGACAUUACCCUCAGCGACGUCCAAUCUAAGCUGGCAGAAAUGGAAUCUGACAAGGCAGAGUCGCGAGCAGCAAGCAUCCUGGCAGGUCUCGGUUUCUCGCACGAGAGACAGCAAUACGCCACGAGGACAUUUUCUGGUGGUUGGCGAAUGCGAAUUGCCAUUGCAAGAGCACUGUUCUGCGAGCCGGAUCUUCUACUUCUUGACGAACCGUCGAACAACUUGGACGUUCCUUCCAUCACCUUCUUGUCAAACUACCUCCAAACAUACCCAAGCACUGUUUUGGUCGUAUCCCACGACAGAGCAUUCUUGAACGAAGUGGCCACCGACAUCAUCCAUCAGCAUUCAGAGCGUCUCGACUAUUACAAGGGCUCCAACUUCGAUCUCUUCUAUGCCACCAAGGAGGAGCGACGGAAGACGGCCAAGCGUGAGUACGAGAACCAAAUGGCGCAGCGUGCACACUUGCAAGCCUUCAUCGACAAGUUCCGGUACAACGCAGCCAAAUCAUCAGAAGCGCAAUCACGGAUCAAGAAGCUCGAGAAGAUGCCAAUCCUGGAAGCACCGGAGAGCGAGUACCUGGUCCACUUCAAGUUCCCAGAAGUGGAAAAGUUGUCACCACCAAUCAUCCAAAUGACGGGGGUGUCUUUCGGCUACAGCAAGGACCAGCCUCUGCUGAAGAAUGUCGAUCUGGACGUGCAACUGGAUUCCCGCAUUGGCAUCAUUGGACCGAACGGUGCUGGUAAGACGACCACACUCAAGCUGCUCAUUGGGGCACUUGAGCCAACGUCUGGGCUCAUCUCGCAGAACCCUCGACUUCGUAUUGGAUUCUUUGCACAGCAUCACGUCGAUGCGCUUGACAUGAACAUGAGCGCUGUGACCUUCAUGGCGGCCAAUUACCCAGGAAGGUCGGAUGAAGAGUAUCGCCGGCAUCUGGGAGCUUUCGGUAUAACCGGCAUGACUGGUCUGCAGAAGAUGGGCCUGCUUUCAGGAGGUCAGAAGUCUCGCGUCGCCUUUGCUUGUCUCGGAUUGACCAACCCUCACAUCCUGGUCAUGGACGAAGCUUCAAAUCAUCUCGAUAUCGAAGCUAUGGAUGCACUGAACCUGGCACUUAACCAAUUCCAAGGAGGUGUCGUCUUGGUCAGUCACGACGUCCACAUGCUGCAACAAGUCUGCAAGAGUCUGUGGGUAUGUGACAACGGCACUGUGGAGAAGUUCGACGGCACUGUCCAAGACUACAAGAAGAGGAUCACCGCCCAAGCGUCAGAGUCGGGCGUGGCCAUCCAGCAUUAG